Molecule: messenger RNA, 3579 nt
Organism: Uloborus diversus
Lineage: Eukaryota; Metazoa; Arthropoda; Arachnida; Araneae; Uloboridae
Exons: 1
Coding region: 1-3579 (1192 amino acids)
Biological process (GO): DNA integration
Molecular function (GO): nucleic acid binding
Source: RefSeq, a predicted model, not a curated record
AUGCUACCACAUCACAACUUAGAUUCCUCAAUGUGCGAAUUAUUUGGGGAUAUUUCUCUGGCUGAUCCAACAUUUUACAAGAGUGGUCCGAUUGAUGUACUUCUCGGUAUUGACCUUACUUUGCCAUUGCUAAAGGGUCAAACGUUAUCGUUAGGUAAGGAUAAACCAUUUGCCAUUCGUUCAGAACUGGGUUGGAUAAUUGGCGGUAAGGCUAAUUUUGGUGAUCAAAAUUCUCUUCAUGUAAAUAAUAUUCAGUUCGUGUCAGAUCAUCUAAUCAAUAAAUUUUGGGAAUUAGAUUCUGUACCAUGUGCUAAACCCUUCACUUCUUUAGAAAAGUCGUGUGAAGAUCAUUUCGCAAAGACACAUUCUAGGGAUGAGAAUGGCAGAUAUACAGUAAGGUUACCAUUUCAUACACCUCCCACGCGGUUAGGUGAUUCAAAACAAAAUGCAAUUCGUAGGCUAAUCAGCGUGGAACGCCAUCUCAUUUCUAAUCUAGAAAAAUACGAACUCUAUCGCAAAUUCAUGAAGGAAUACAUUGAUCUAAAGCACAUGGAGCUGGUUCCAGAUUCUGAAAUUAAUAACAUCAAUAGUUUGUACCUCCCUCAUCACGGAGGUGUUAGAAACACUAGCUCUACAACUAAGCUCCGCGUCGUCUUCGACGCUUCAAGUAAAACCUCGUCUGGACUUUCUUUAAACGAUUUGCUCAUGGUUGGACCAAGAGUACAGCCAGAACUUUUCCCUAUCCUGAUUCAGUUUCGACUUUUCAAUGUAGCCAUUUGCGCUGAUGUGGAAAAGAUGUUCCGCCAGAUUAAAGUUCAUGAGGAAGACGUAGACUGGCAAAGAAUUCUUUGGAGGGAGUCUCCAAACGAACCAAUAAAAGAAUAUCGUCUAACUACUCUUACCUACGGAACAUCCUCAGCACCAUUCCUCUCCACGAGAACCUUACGACAGCUUGCCAUAGACGAACAAGAGAAUUUUCCAGCCGCUUCAAGAGCUACCCGUUGUCACUUUUAUGUACUUGAUUUGCUGAGUGGGAGUGCGACAAAGAAGGAAGCCAUUCAACUGGUAUCCGAGCUGCAGGAAAUGAUGAAAAAGGGAGGCUUUUCUUUACGUAAAUGGGUGUCAAACGAUCCCGACGUACUGGCAACCAUUUCAAAAGAAUUACAGGCAAUUGAUUCAAAACACACGAUCAGCGAUGACCAAACUGUCAAGAUUCUGGGAAUAGCUUGGCUUCCAGAUGUUGACAAGUUCACCUUUACCAUCACCGUCAAUGAGAUGGACGUAUGGACUAAACGUAAGGUACUUUCUGAAGUCGCUAAAAUCUUUGACCCCUUGGGCUGGUUGGCACCUACAGUUAUCAUUUCCAAAAUCUUCCUCCAAGAGCUGUGGAGUCAUCAUCUAAGCUGGGACGAGGAGCUACCUGAUUCUCUGGCAAAGCAGUGGAGAACAUUUCAAGAACAGCUUCCUGUACUUACAAAUAUCAAAAUUCCACGCUGUAUUCUCAUUUCCCAGGCUUCAGACGUGCAAGUACACGGAUUCUGCGACUCUUCAGAGAAGGCCUAUUGCGCAGCUAUAUACAUUCGUUCCCAGGAUGUAACCCUAGCUGUGACAUCCAGACUGCUAACAUCCAAGACGCGUGUCUCUCCAGUAAAACCGCAGUCUUUACCUCGAUUGGAACUCUGUUCUGCUUUACUUCUUGCCAAUUUGUUGCAAGCUACCUUGCCAACGCUAACUGUGCCAAUCUCUGAGACAUUUGCGUGGUCUGAUUCCAAGAUCACACUGGCAUGGCUGAAGUCUGAACCAAGAAGAUGGCAACCGUUCGUAGCUAAUCGAGUAGCACAAAUUCAAGAGCUGACUCCUAAUGUGCACUGGAACCAUGUGAGCGGUCUGGAGAAUCCUGCUGAUUGCGGAACAAGAGGGAUACCUCCAAUUAAACUAGAAAGGUGCGACUUGUGGUUCAACGGACCUGAUUGGCUAAGGAGUUCUACUUUUCCUAAUGGAGGGUUUGAGGAUAAUCCAGAAUUGCAAAAAGACAUGUCUGUAGAAGCUAAAGGAACAUCCAAGCUGGUUAUGCUGCAAGUGGUUGAUGCUUCUUUCAAGGCAGAGUUUUUUCAGAAAUUUUCAUCUUGGAACAAGUUGAAGAAAGUUGUAGCCUAUUGUUUAAGAUUUGGGAAGAACUGUUCUCUGGCUGCGGAUAAAAGAAAUAAGUCUUUUUUAACAACGACAGAAUUGCACGAAGCCGAGAAAAGGAUUGUAAGAUUUAUCCAGCAGGAUCAUUUUUUGACGGAGGUCUCCUAUCUGUCAGCGGGAAAGCAGCUUCCUUCGAACAACAAGAUUAAUCCCUUGACUCCGUUCUACGAUGAUUCCGGAAUAAUUCGUGUCGGUGGGAGACUAAAAAAUUCAAUGCUUUCAGAAUCGCAGAAGCAUCCCAUCUUGCUUCCUAAAACCGACCAUGUUGUGAAUUUAAUUAUCGCCGAUUAUCAUCUAAAACUUCUUCAUGCCGGUCCACAACUUCUCCAAGCAGCUCUCAGAGAAAAAUUUUGGAUUCUUUCAGCCAGAGAUGCAGUUAGAAGAGUUGUAAGAAAAUGUAUCCCGUGCUUCAGAAAUCGUCCAAGGCUCACUGGUCAAAUCAUGGGAGAUCUUCCAAUGUCCAGAGUUUGCCCCUCUUCUGUCUUCCAACGAACUGGUAUUGACUUUGCAGGCCCAUUCUUAAUACGGAACUCCAAGGGAAGAGGAAGCCGCAAUACUAAAAGCUACAUCUGCGUCUUCGUUUGCCUCGCAACGAAGGCAGUUCAUCUUGAAGUCGUCAGCGACUUGUCAUCAAAAGCCUUUAUCGCUUGUUUAAAAAGAUUCGUGGCACGCAGAGGUAGGCCAUCUGACCUCUUCUGCGAUCAAGGAAGUAAUUUUUAUGGAGCGAGCAGAGAGCUUAGGAAGGAGUUUCGUCAGUUGAUGAAGGAAGACGACGUACAUCAAUUUCUGGUAACAGACAACAUCACCUUUCACUUCAAUCCUCCAUCUGCUCCCCACUUCGGAGGCAUUUGGGAGGCUACCGUGAAAUCGUUCAAGUUUCAUUUGAAAAGAGUUGUUGGAGCCACCAGUCUCACAUUCGAAGAAUUAGCCACGUUAUCAAGUCAAAUUGAGGCAUGCCUUAAUUCUAGACCACUAUGUGCAUUAUCUAGCAGUCCAGAUGAUCCGUCUGUUCUGACUCCAGGACAUUUUCUAAUAGGAAAAGCAUUAACAGCUGUUCCUCAAUCUACGGUUCCAGACGACAUCAGUCAUUGCGAUCGUUGGCGAUUGCUUAUAAGAAUGAUCCAACAUUUUUGGAAUAGAUGGUCGUCCGAGUAUUUGACGUUGCUACAAUCAAGAGCGAAGUGGCGCAAUUCUCAAAAGAACCUUGACAUUGGAGAUCUUGUUUUAAUCAAACACGACAACUUACCUCCACUACAGUGGAAAUUAGGGAAGGUCACGGAAACGUUCCCUGGUAAAGACAAUAAAGUACGUGUGGUCAAGGUAAAAACUGACACUGGUGCACUUGUUAGACCAAUUGCAAAACUGUGUCCCCUUCCUAUAGACACUUGA